GGGCCGCAGACCUCCAUUAUUUCUAACCAGCUCUAGUAAAAAAAAAAAAAAAAAAGAAGAAAAAAAAGCUCCAUAGAGGGAGGAUCGGGCUGGUUGAUGCGGGACAUUGUGCAGAUCGUGCGGUGCUGCAGGCGCUCCCCCGGCGUGAAAUAUUUAUCUAUGAGGAUUGAAGAAACACUGGAGACAAGAAUAUACUGAACACCAGUAAGGUUCCCGUUCUGCGCACUGCCCCAUAAAUACAUUCCAAAAUGUUCAACCUAAUGAAAAAAGAUAAGGACCGAGAUGGGGUCAGAAAGGAUAAAAAGAAAGAAAAGAAGGAGAGGAUGUCUGCAGCCGAGCUGAAGAGUCUGGAGGAGAUGAGCAUGAGGAGGGGCUUUUUUAACCUUAAUCGUUCCUCAAAGAGGGACUCCAAGACCAAACUGGAAAUCUCUAAUCCUAUACCUAUUAAAGUAGCUAGCAGCUCUGAACUGAAUCUUACCGACAUUGACUCAGAUAAUGUCAGCAACAGGGGAAGCGCUCUCUAUGACUCUGGGCAUCUCAGUACUGCCAGCUCCACUGAUGACUUGAAGAUAGAGGAGAUCAACUUCAAAGGUAGCGUUCUUCAACGAGCCGCUAAGUUUGGUUCUCUGGCCAAGCAGAAUUCUACUGGAAUGGCGCAGAUGGUCAAGCGAUUCUCUUUCUCCCAAAAGAGCAAAGACGAGAGUCAGUCUGAAACCUCCACCCCAUCUGAAAACUCUGCUGCUCCUUCACCACAGGUUGAAAUCCGAGCUUUUGAAAACCAGCUUAAUCUAUACUCUGUGCCUUCAGUGCAGGUAGUCCCACCGAGCAAUUCUCAACCUUUUGUCAAAAUUCCAGAAGUCGUUUCGAAGUCUUUUCUAGCGGAUUUGCGGCUACCAUCUGUGCUUCCACCACAGGCACCUGUGCCAAGAGAAUUAGAGCUACAGAGAAGAAACACUGGAGAUUUUGGCUUCUCACUACGUAGGACAACCAUGUUGGAUAGGGCACCAGAUGGCCAAGUAUACAGGAGGGUUGUCCAUUUUGCAGAACCUGGUGCUGGCACUAAAGACCUCGCUUUGGGGUUGGUACCCGGGGACCGUUUAGUUGAAAUAAAUGGUCGUAAUGUGGAGAAUAAAUCUCGAGAUGAAAUUGUAGAGAUGAUCCGCCAAUCUGGAGAUACAGUAAGGCUAAAGGUUCAGCCCAUCCCUGAACUUAGUGAACUAAGUAGAAGUUGGCUGAGGAGUAGUAAAGGGCUACGAAAAGAGGCUUACGACGCUACAAGCCCUGUAUCCCAGCAGACGCCGCCAGAGGAGGCCCAGAAACGUCUAGAGAGGAUCUUCAUGGCAUCUCUGGAACCAGCAGCCUCUACUUCUGCUCCACUGAGCCAGGUACUGUACCCCUGCACACAGGAUCUCUCUGCCAACCCAGCCUCGUCUUCUAUCCACAUCUGGGCUGGUGUCUGUGCGCGUGUGUCAUGCUGGAGUGCGAAGACCGAGGAGCAGAUCUCUGCAGAGCAGAACUGGUAUGAGACUGAGAAAGUGUGGCUGGUUCACAAAGAUGGAUUCUCUCUGGCGAAUAAGCUGAAUGCAGAAACCAGCAGCCUACCUGAAGGAAAAGUGAAGAUCCGACUUGAGCAUGAUGGGACUGUACUUGACGUGGAUGAGGAUGAUGUGGAAAAAGCGAACCCGCCGUCUCAUGAUCGGGUGGAAGACUUGGCGUCACUAGUUUAUCUGAAUGAAGCCAGCGUACUUCACACACUGCGACAACGCUACGGAGGAAACUUGCUUCACACGUUUGCCGGACCAGCUAUGGUUAUUAUGAAUCCCAUGAGCUCUCCUUCUAUAUAUUCUGAGAAGGUGAUGCACAUGUUCAAAGGAUGUCGCAGAGAAGACACAUCACCUCAUAUAUAUGGAGUGGCGCAAGCUGCAUACUGGAAUAUGCUCAUGACUCGCCAGGAUCAGUCCAUCGUCUUACUGGGGAACAGUGGUUCUGGCAAAACUACAAGCUGUCAGCAUGUUAUCCAAUACCUGGCUACAGUGUCUGGUAGCAUCGGAAAGAUUUUUUCAGCUGAAAAAUGGCAAGCUGUAUAUACCAUCCUGGAAGCUUUUGGUAAUAGCGGCUCAAGUCUCAAUGGAAAUGCCACACGGUUCUCACAGAUCAUUUCAUUGGACUUUGACCAGACUGGACAGGUGGCUUCAGCUACUAUACAGACCAUGCUUUUGGAGAAACUCAGAGUGGCGAGACGGCCAGAAAAUGAAGCCACAUUUAAUGUCUUCUACUACCUCUUGGCUGGUGCAGACAACACCCUCCGGACAGAGCUUCAUCUCAACCACUUGGCAGAGAACAAUGUGUUUGGCAUUUCACCCAAGGGUGAAGACAAGCAGAAGUCAACACAGCUGUUCAGCAAACUGCAGGCGGCCAUGAAAAUCCUGGGCAUCUCCGCAGAGGAGCAAAAGGCCUUUUGGUUAAUACUUGGAGCAAUUUACCACCUGGGAUCAGCUGGAGCCACCAAAGCUGGCAGGAAGCAGUUUGCCCGGCAUGAGUGGGCACAGAAAGCUGCAUAUCUCCUGGGCUGCUCUCUGGAAGAACUUUCCUCAUCAAUAUUCAAGCACCAACCAAAAACCAGUGGCCUUCAGAAAUCGACCUCCUUCCGUCAAGGACUGGAUGAUGCAAGCCAAGGAGAUGGCCCAGGUUCCAAAUUGUCCGCUUUGGAAUGCCUGGAAGGGAUGGCUUCCGGUUUGUACUCGGAGCUGUUUACGCUGCUCAUCUCACUGCUCAACAGAGCCUUGAAAUCCAGCCAGCAUUCCCUUUGCUCGAUCAUGAUCGUGGAUACCCCGGGCUUUCAGAACCCUGAGCUGGUGAAACAGGGACGGGGUGCUACUUUUGAGGAGCUUUGUCACAACUAUGCACAGGAGAGACUGCAAGCUCUGUUCCAUGAGAAGACGUUUGCGCAGGAACUGGAGAGAUACAAAGAGGAAAAUAUAGAGCUUGCUUUAGAUGAAAUUGAGUCCAGUACAUCUGGCUCAGUAGCUGCUGUAGACCAAGCUUCGCAUCAAACACUGGUAAGGACCCUUGCAAGGACUGAUGAGGCCAGAGGUCUUCUGUGGUUACUGGAAGAAGAAGCAUUGCAGCCGGGUGGCAACGAGAACACCCUUUUGGAACGACUUUUUAAUUACUAUGGACCUCAAGAAGGGGAAGAGACUGUUAAAAAGCCUUUACUCCGAAGCAAUAAAGAGCAUCAUUUCGUACUGGGGCACUCCUAUGGCACGAACUGGGUGGAGUAUGACGCGACUGGGUGGUUAAACUAUGUCAAACAAAAUCCAGCCUCCCAGAAUGCUGCAAGCUUGCUGCAAGAUUCCCAAAAGAAAAUAAUUAGCAGCUUAUUUGCUGGCAGAACGGGCACAGCGACAGUCUUAUCGGGUUCAGUAGCUGGCCUGGAGGGGGGGUCCCAGCUGGCCCUGCGCAGAGCAACCAGCAUGCGGAAGACUUUUACGACUGGUGUGGCAGCUGUGAAGAAGAAGUCACUUUGUAUUCAAAUUAAGCUUCAAGUAGAUGCCCUGAUUGAUACUAUCAAGAAGUCCAAAAUUCACUUUGUCUACUGCUUUCUACCCAAAGCUCAGUCAUGUAACAGUGAGGCUCGGCUGGUACCAGCUGCACGGGUUGGCUCCAGUGAGUCAGACCUGUCAGGUGAACGCUGUGAUGCGGAGCUUAUGCAAGUCGAUGUCCCCCUUUUGCGAGCUCAGGUUCGAGGGUCCCGCCUUCUGGAUGCUCUUCGCAUGUAUAGACAAGGUUAUCCUGAUCACAUGGUAUUUUGUGAAUUCCGCAGAAGGUUUGACAUCUUGGUUCCUCACCUCACAAAGAAACAUGGUCGCAACUAUAUUGUCACAGAUGAAAAGAGGGCUGUAGAAGAGCUUCUAGAAUCCCUGGAUCUGGAGAAGAGCAGUUAUCAUAUGGGUCUAAGCAGGGUCUUCUUCCGUGCAAGCACCUUAACAAAGCUUGAAGAACAGAGGGAUGAGCAGACCCGUAAGAACCUUAUAUUAUUCCAGGCCGCAUGCAGAGGCUACUUGGCACGUCAGCACUUCAAAAAGAGAAAGAUCCAACAGCUUGCUAUUCGCUGCAUCCAGAAAAACAUCAAGAAAAACAAAGGUGUAAAAGGCUGGCCCUGGUGGAAGCUCUUCACUACUGUUCGACCCCUCAUACAGGUGCAGCUCACAGAAGACCAAAUCCGAGGAAAAGACGAGGAGAUACAACAGUUGAAAAGCAGGGUGGACAAAGUGGAAAAAGAGAGGAAUGAGCUGCGACUGAACAACGACCGCCUGGAGAGCAGGAUCACAGAACUGAAUUCUGAGCUCGCAGACGAGAGAAACACCGGAGAAUCUGCCUCCCAGCUACUGGAGACAGAGACUUCCGAGAGGCUGCGUGUAGAGAAAGACAUGAAGGAUCUGCAGGCUAAAUAUGAUGCACUUAAAAAGCAGUUGGAAUCCAUGGAAGUAGAGGUGAUGGAGGCCCGACUGAUCCGCGCAGCAGAGCUAAAUGGAGAGAUGGAUGAUGAUGAUUCUGGAGGGGAGUGGCGGCUCAAGUACGAGCGAUCUGUACGUGAGAUUGACUUCACAAAGAAACGGAUGCAGCAGGAGUUUGAGGAUAAACUGGAGGUGGAACAGCAGAGCAAGAGACAGCUGGAACGCAGACUUGCAGAUCUGCAGGCAGAUAAUGACGAGUCCCAGAGAACACUGCAGCAGCUAAAAAAGAAGUGCCAGAGGCUGACGUCUGAGCUACAAGAUACCAAGCUGCAUUUAGAAGGGCACCAGGGACGUAAUCAUGAUCUUGAGAAGAAGCAGCGAAGGUUUGACACUGAACUGGCACAGGCACAAGAGGAAGCACAAAGGGAGAAAAUACUAAAAGAAAAGUUGAGUCGAGAAAAGGAUAUGCUCACUUCUGAGAUCUUCAGCGUCCGACAACAGCUGGAGGAGAAAGACUCUGAGAUUUUAGUCCUAACACAUAAGGUUGAACAGCUGGAGGUAGAACUUCAGGAUGUUUCCUCUCAGGAAUCCAAGGAUGAGGCUUCUCUUUCCAAGGUCAAGAAACAGCUCCGAGAUCUGGAAGCCAAAGUUAAAGACCAAGAAGAAGAGCUUGAUGAGCAAGCGGGAACCAUUCAAAUGUUGGAGCAGUCCAAACUACGCCUGGAGAUGGAGAUGGAACGGCUCAGGCAGUCUCACUCCAAGGAGCUGGAGAACAAAGAUGAAGAAGUGGAGGAGAUUCGGCAGUCCUGCCAGAAAAAGCUGAAGCAGAUGGAAGUUCAAUUAGAAGAGGAAUAUGAGGAUAAACAGAAGGUCCUGAGAGAGAAGAGAGAUCUGGAAAGCAGAUUGAAUUCGGUUAGCGAACAGGUCAGUCAGCGUGACUUUGAAACCGAGAAACGUCUACGCAAGGACCUGAAGAGAACGAAAGCUCUGCUCGCUGAUGCACAGAUCAUGCUGGACCACCUAAAGAACAAUGCACCUAGCAAACGGGAGAUUGCGCAACUAAGGAGCCAGCUGGAAGAAUCUGAAUUUACAUGCGCAGCUGCGGUGAAGUCUCGAAAAUCCAUGGAGGUUGAAAUGGAGGAUCUCCAUCUUCAGAUCGAUGAUAUUUCCAAAGCGAAGACAGCGCUAGAGGAGCAAAUCAGCCGCCUGCAGAGGGAGAAGAAUGACUUACAGAGCAGAAUGGAGGAGGACCAGGAGGAUAUGAACGAGCUGAUGAAGAAACAUAAGGCAUCUGUAGCUCAGUCCUCCCGAGACUUGGCACAGAUCAAUGACCUGCAGGCGCAACUUGAGGAAGCCAGCAAGGAGAAGCAAGAGAUACAGGAGAAGUUACAAGGAUUGCAGAGUCAGCUGGAGUUCUUAGAGCAAUCCAUGGUGGAUAAAUCUGUAGUAAGCAGACAGGAGGCCAAAAUCCGGGAGCUGGAAACCCGCCUGGAAUUUGAGAGGACCCAAGUGAAACGCAUGGAGAGCCUCGUAACCCGGCUAAAAGAGAACAUUGACAAACUGACUGAGGAGCGGGAUCAGCGAGCUGCAGCCGAGAACCGUGAAAAAGAACAGAAUAAAAGAAUGCAGCGGCAGAUAAGAGACAUGAAGGAAGAGAUGGGUGAACUGGCGAAGAAAGAGGCAGAAGCCAGCCGUAAAAAGCAUGAAUUGGAAAUGGAUCUAGAGAGUUUGGAGGCUGCAAAUCAGAGUUUACAGUCAGACCUGAAAUUGGCCUUCAAGCGUAUUGGGGACCUUCAAGCUGCCAUUGAAGAUGAGAUGGAAAGUGAUGACAACGAAGACCUUAUCAACAGUGAUGGGGAUUCCGAUGCAGACUCAGACCUGGAUGAAAGAGUAGAUGGAGUAAAGUCUUGGCUGUCCAAAAACAAAAGUUCUUCCAAAGCCUACUCAGAUGACGGCAGUUUAAAGAGCUCAAGCCCCCCAACCUAUAGGAAACCGCUAAGCUAUGACAGAGAGGAGGAUGAGCAGGACAAUUUUGGAAGCACAUACCGAUCGAAAUAUUCAUCACGGAGCUACCUGAGCGACAGUGACACAGAAACCAAAUCCUCUGAACCCUUGUCCUAAUCUUAAUGAGGAUGUGAACAGUGCCACCUAUAGGAAUGGGGAAAUGUUGCCGUUUCCACAGACUGAGAAAUUCGGUUUUUGUACGUGUCCUUAGAACUGUGUGUAUUGGCUUUCAGCCUGAGAAGAAUGACGUGCACCUCAGUACAUCUCAAUACAAACUUGAGACCCCCCCCAUUCCUGUCCACCACCUGGCAACCUUACUGCAUGGGCUCAUUUCUGCGUUUAAAGUUGCAGGGUGCUUUCAUUGGAUUGUCUUUUACUUUACUUGUUGAUGGUUGGUGGGAAUGGAGAAGAGAAUCAGAUAAAUUAUUAUCUUCAUGUACUGUUUUCUGCAUCUUUUUUUCACCCCUUGGUGGAACAGUGAAUUUCCGAUAGCUGGGAUUUCUCAUUGUCCUAUGGCCUCUACUCUCUCUAUGUAUAUGUAAAUAUUAGGGGAGUAAGCAGUCCUGGAGGCUCAUGAUGGGGGCUCCCAGCUUCAAUGGUGCCUUUUUCUGCCCUCCUGGUUUAACCCUUUAGUAUGGGAAACCACAUGCUUCCUAGACCCCUCCUAAGUGAUCACCCUGUAUCUUUUUAUUUACAUAUGUUUAUUAUGUAUAUACAGUUGCUAUCCUGGUUGAAUGAGAAUAGACAGCAGAUAUAAUGUAACUGAUCACUCGGGCUGGCUCUGCUGGGGGGUCAUAGUUCAGAAUGUGGACAAUGAACAGAGGCAUGCUGCAAUAUGUAGGUAUCUAACAGUGGAGGACAUCCUCUAAGCCAAGGCUUAACGUGUUAUUUAAUACACAGUAUUUCUUAAUCUCCUAGCUUGCCAAGGGGACGACAUAAAGCGAUUACAUUGGUAUUUCAAGCCUUAAUACCAAGAAUAUGUACAACCGUUCUGACUGACACAAAUUGUACCUAGAUGUAACAUUCUUCUUUGCUGAUCUGCAGUCAACUUAAAGACGAAACAUCUCAACAUGCAAGUCUUGUAGCACGAACGCUUAUCGUUGGCUGGAUUUUGCUUAUCACUUGCUAUGGUGUAACAGUGAAAGUGUCAUUUUUAGUGUUGAAGUUGUCUUAUGAAAAACAGGGGGAGCGUCACUGCCACCCCCGUAUCCAGAAUGACAUCUUACAGUUACAGUAUUUACUCUCCUGCAUGUGCUGGAACAUGAGUUUUGGUUCUGCUUAAAAAAAAAAAAAAAUCUGAACAUCAGAUGCAGUUAAGAACAACCUCCUAUUCAACCAAGUAACUUGUCUAGGAAGCUGAGAUUUUGGGUGCUGUUUGUAGGACGCCUGCAAUUAAUAGAAUCUGUACCAGGCCAUGUACUGAUAAUACGGGAACACUGUGCUUACUCUUUUCCUGUAAAGUAGAUACACCUCAUAGUGAAUAUUCCCCCCCCCCCCCUCAUUUUUUUUUUUAAAUCUAAAUUCUUUUAAGCAUUCAUUUCUUACUGUGUUAUUAUAUAAAUAUGCCCAGACUGCCUGCUUCAAUAAAAAAAAAAUGGACCUUCUUGCUGUCCUUCAGCCUCAGUUCUAGCAGAAUAGAACGCAGUUCUUGCUGAACUUCACUUCCUUGUGCUGGGGUUGACAUGACAUAUUGCUGGCCGCGGUGGUGUCCUGCCUGCAGGGGAGUGAGGAAGGUAAGUAAAGUUUUUUUGUUGUUGUUGUUUUUUGUGCAAUUUUUGUUUAAGCAAGCAACCUGGGCAUAUUAAAAAAAAAAAAAAAAACACACUUUUUCCAGACAACCCCUUUAACAGAUGACACUUUUGCUGCCUACAGCCUUAUAACAGUGUAGCCCAUUCACAUAGCAACUGGGUGUGUAUGAAUGCUAGAGGCUCUUACUACCCUAGUGCUAUCAUUUAAAGAAACAGCAAAGUGAACGACUUUGCUAUAACACUUUUGUAAUAUAGAAGUGAGAUAUUGACCAUAAUAGAUCAAGGAAUAUAAUACAAUCUUGUAUCAUCCAGAGUGCUCACAGUUUGCACCUAGAGUCCACUGAUGUAAAUGUCAGUCGCUCUGGAGCAGAUAGUUCUCAGAGAUCAUACUUAAGGAAGAUCUCUGCAGGAUUAAAGGGGUACUCCGAAGGAUAAGGGAUAAGAUGUCUGAUCGCAGGGGUCCCGCCGUGCCGGAUGACUGACGAUGAGGGGCGGAGGCUUGUGACAUCAGUCAUGCCCCGCUCGUGAU
Hyla sarda is the source of this 8738-nucleotide messenger RNA. RefSeq names its product myosin XVIIIA (gene MYO18A). The record is from RefSeq and is a predicted model, not a curated record. Gene Ontology annotation, molecular function: cytoskeletal motor activity; protein binding; ATP binding. Bases 249 to 6578 code for a protein of 2109 amino acids. The transcript has 42 exons. NCBI's taxonomy places the organism in Eukaryota, Metazoa, Chordata, Amphibia, Anura, Hylidae. Gene Ontology annotation, cellular component: myosin complex.